AUAUGUGAAAUACAAUUUUUAAAUUUUCACUACAAACAUCAGUGCUCUUCGGUGAAGAAGGAACAAAUUAUCAAAAAAAUAUCGUUUUUUUUACUUUGGUGCGCGGAUCUAUUUUGUGUUACGUGUCGAUCGGAUUUUGUGCAAAACAAAACUAAAAAAUUGUUCGCAUUUGGAUUAUUACUAAAAAAAGAAGGAAAAUUAAAAACAAAAACCAAAAAAAAGAACUUUUAAUGAAAUACCUAUUAAAUUGGUCCGACAUGCAUAUACAUCCCAGUUCACCGAAUUCAUCGCCAAUAUCCGAAGAAAAUGCGGCUACCACAAUUCAGGCCAAUUUUCGCGGCUAUCGUGUGAGAAAGCAGCUAAAAGACACGUCCGUAUCGAAUGCGGAAACGGUGGACGGAAAUGUGGAAAAGACGAAAAUCGAGAAAGAUGCUAAGCUAAAGGACGAAGAUAAAUCGGCUACGAAAAUACAGGCGGGUGUACGGGGAUUUUUGGUGCGAAAAAAACAGAAAUUGGCAACCGAUGCAGCCACCAAAAUUCAGUCAACGUUUCGAGGAUUUAAAACCCGGAAAGACUUGAAAAAUAAAUUGAAGGAAAAAUGAAAACAAACAGUUAAAUCGUCACAAUGAUAUUAAAUAAUAAAAUUAUGAAUGAACUGUGCUACCUAAAAUUAUCAUUACUACAUCCGUAUUUUAUCGUGCCAAUGUUAUAAAAAAUGAGAAUGCAAAUUUCCAUAAUUAAUUAGUAAAAUGCAACAAAUUAAUUUAAAUUUAUAUUUGUUAUUGUGUAAGUAUAAGAAUAGAUUUUUAUUUGUUUAAAAUAAAAAAAAGAUAAACAAUCAAUGAGAGAAGGUAUAGUAUAGUGAUUAUGAAAAGCAAAAAA
Messenger RNA from Bradysia coprophila, 882 nucleotides. RefSeq lists its product as uncharacterized. Gene Ontology annotation, molecular function: calmodulin binding. The record is from RefSeq and is a predicted model, not a curated record. NCBI's taxonomy places the organism in Eukaryota, Metazoa, Arthropoda, Insecta, Diptera, Sciaridae.